Messenger RNA from Hypomesus transpacificus, 5432 nucleotides. RefSeq names its product probable G-protein coupled receptor 21. Gene Ontology annotation, biological process: G protein-coupled receptor signaling pathway. The coding region runs from base 873 to 1934 and encodes 353 amino acids. Gene Ontology annotation, cellular component: membrane. The record is from RefSeq and is a predicted model, not a curated record. NCBI's taxonomy places the organism in Eukaryota, Metazoa, Chordata, Actinopteri, Osmeriformes, Osmeridae. Gene Ontology annotation, molecular function: G protein-coupled receptor activity; peptide binding. The transcript has a single exon.
AGCAAGAAAGAGCAAUUGCUUGAAAGAGAGAGAGAGUAAAAGGGGAGGGAGAGGGCAGAGGCAAUUUCUGCAUCAUUGCUACAGCUGUGUAGUGAGCAGUCUACUCCUCUCUUCAAACAGCUCUCAGACUCUGGCUCGUAACAGACAGGGAAUUAGAGAGACUCUCUUCUUGACUGAUCCAUCACCUCAGGACGUGCGUGUGUGUGUGUUCUUGUGUGUGUGUGUGUGCUCUUGUGUGUGUGUGGGCGUGUUCCUCCUGUUCUCUGGUAGUGGAUACCGGCAUCAAGGAUACUCUCUCCAGCUGUAUACUGAGUGGAUGUUAUUAUCAGGACACACCGUUUUACACUGCUAAAGAGACUUCUGGAUGUUUACGACCCCGUUUGUUGAGGGUUUGCAGUCCUGCGGUCGACUGCUUUCGUUUGCAGAGACUCAGCUGGACAAUUCACAUCAAAAAGUUUGUUUUUUAUUAGGGCGGAGGAGAGGCUUUCAUUUGCUUAACUGGAGUUUUUGCAUCACCAAUCUGCUGGACCGGCUGAACUUGGGAAGAUUUUGUGUUUCAGCACAUCCUGUGUGAACUCUCUCUGCAGCCAGGUGCUCCACUGUAUGGGACCAGGGGACUCCUGGGUGGAUCAAUACCAGUGAGAAGAUUGUUUAUGCUGCAAACUCUGUGUCCUUUCCUGCCCAGGUUGCUAAGUGUGAUAAGUUACCCCCACCAGCAAGCUCUGGACAGAAAAAAAAAACGGUUUGGUUUUCUGAAAUUUUUGCAUCUCUCGAGGAUUCCAACUCUGUUCUCAGUCCUUUCCCGGUUUUCCAGUUUUCCGGAGAUGACGGGAAAGCGGAACUGACCUGCUCUUGGACCUCGCUGCUCAAACAUGAACUCCACCUCUUCCUCUUGGGUGAACCAGAGCAGCUCUCCCUUCUGCCUGCUGGGCGCGGCGGGCUACUCCCGCACCCUGGACACCUGCGUCCUCGAGGUGGUCGUCAUUCUCCUCCUCACCGUCCUCAUCAUCACGGGCAACCUGGUGGUGAUCUUCGUCUUUCACUGCGCCCCCCUGCUCCACCACCACACCACCAGCCACUUCAUCCAGACCAUGGCCUACGCCGACCUCAUGGUGGGCGUCAGCUGCCUGGUGCCCUCCUUCUCCCUGCUGGGCUACCUGCGAGGCCUGGACGAGGAGCUCACCUGCAAGCUCUUCGGCUACAUGGUCUCGGUGCUGAAGAGCGUCUCCAUGGCGUCGCUGGCGUGCAUCAGUGUGGACCGCUACAUCGCCAUCACGCGGCCGCUCUCCUACGCCACCCUGGUGACGCCGUGCCGCCUGCGGGUCUGCAUCGCCCUCGUGUGGCUGUACUCGGCCCUCGUCUUCCUGCCGUCCUUCUUCGGCUGGGGAAAGCCCGGCUACCACGGCGACAUCUUCCGCUGGUGCGCCGCCACGUGGCGGACCAAGCCGGGCUUCAGCGCGUUCAUCGCGGCGCUGCUGUACGCGCCCGCCGCCCUCACCGUCUGCUUCACCUACGGCAGCAUCUUCCGCAUCUGCCGGCAGCACACGCGCGAGAUCACGCGGCGCCACGCCCGCUUCGGCCCGCAGGAGAGCGAGCGGGGGGAGCGUGGCGAGGGCUGCCCCGACAAGCGCUACGCCAUGGUGCUGUUCCGCAUCACCAGCGUCUUCUACAUCCUGUGGAUGCCGUACAUCCUGUACUUCCUGCUGGAGAGCGCCGGGCUCUACCGCCACCUGGUGGCCUCCUUCCUCACGACAUGGCUGGCCAUCAGCAACAGCUUCUGCAACUGCCUCAUCUACAGUCUGUCCAACAGCAUGUUCCGGAAGGGCCUGGGGGGCCUGUUCAGGCCGGUCUGCACCCCGUGUUUGGGCUGUGUGGAGGGGCAGAAACACCCCAAACCCUCCAGCCAACGCCCAGUUCCUUUAUGCCAGGUGUAAGAGCCAACCCACAAAGGGAGGGUUGAGUUUGGCUUAUUCUAAGGAGUCCUUGGAGUGUGCAUUGUGAUGCAUUGCACUUGCAUAGAGGAGGGUGGUUGGGUUCCACAGUGUUGUGUGUGGAGGUCCCCUGUGCCCAGUGCAGAGAUGGGUGUCUGGGGAGCUGCCUGUCCUUUCAGUAAGGAUCUUUGUAGGCAGGAGCUUAUGGAGGUUCUCCAGGGUUCUCCUAGAUGUUCCACAAGGUGGGGUGAGGUUUUGUGGCUGUUUGGAUCACAAUGGAUGAACGAGGACUGCGUCCGGGAAGGGAAUCCAACAAAAUGUCUGAACAGAAAGAAGUGGAAUGCACGCUAAUGGAGAAGAGCAACGUUACCAACAGUCUUAGGCGACCUUUUGGAUGCCUUUGUGAUCUACUCAAAUCCAAUGUAAAAUGUAAAAAGCAACGUCUCUUAAUUUUUGUGUUAUAACCACUAAAGUGCUAAAAGCUAUUUUUCCUUCCUCUCAAAACUUUUCGGCUGAAUAUUCAGCAACACUGUCUUAGUUCUCUCAGGGCGGAGACAUUAAAGCUUCAAAAGAAACUUGUGGUGAAAGGACACCUAAAAUCCCUUUUCUUAAUUACAUUAAGUACCUGUACUGUUAUUUCCCAGUGGUAACGUGUACAACUAACGAGUUUGUGGUCAAUUUUGGGACAAUUCUACGGUGAGCUGAAGUGUAUGAGAUUAGCAGAGACCGGCUUGGAGAAUGUCCUGGUGUCAGUCCAUUUCCCAGACAAGACACCAGGGUUUUAUUCCUGUGUAUUGUCUAAAAAGGAUUCCUCUUGAAGUUGGGUGUUAGAAGCAGGCUCAAAGCAUGUUUAUUCAGUAUUGAGUUACACAGGAGAAUGUUGAUGUGGGAAUUCAUUUGUAUUUUCGAAGACCGACAACUGCAUGCCCAGAGGCAUAAACGCGUAUCCACUUCUCUCACUGGUCUUAUGUGUGUAAGGAAACAAGUUUAUUUAUUCUGAAUUGUACUUGCUCUCAGUUUUAUAUUUUCUGCGCUGGCUGUUGGAUGUCUUUAGACUGGUCUCACUGGAGAAACGACCCCGAGAUCACAAGCCAUGUGAUCUGAGGGCAAUAUCACCAUCCCUUUUGAUGGGUAUAGCGUCAUGUUGAGCAAUACUUCCUCUCAGUGGAGAAAUGUGACCACACAAAGAGAUUGUGACUGUAAAACGGUCAUUCUCUCAUUCUCUGGAUCCCAGGUCCUGUUGCCUCCGGGGGCUGGGAUGGGGUGGAGGGUUUGGGUAGCAGACUCAGAGGACAGCUAGUUCAAGGGGCGUCAGGACAUAGAAGCAGAAUAGUUCCAACAGUAGAUAUAGCUGUAGCUGUACAGUCCUAAGAUGUAUAAAUACUUGAUGUAAAUAGGGUGCUCUUGUGGAUGGCCAUACAUGGCUGUGUAGUGUUUUCAUGAACUUCUUGAGAUAUUUAUGGGUGUUAGAGUAUCUGGGUUGGAGUAUAGGUGGACAUGGAGGAGAAUUUACUCUGUGGGAAAGUUUGGACAUGUACUGCACUGUAUAAACUCACACUUUUAUACAAUCUCAUGUCCAGAAAAGGUCGUUUGUGCAAACUUGCCAAACAGAAACAGAGAGACGGAAGAGAUGAUUUGAGAAAGUCAGCAACAUGGUUUCUACUAAAGAAUUCUACUUUCUAAGUUAUGAUAUUUUGGGGGAUAGGGAAUGCAAUGAGAAUGGUUUUCAAAUAUAUGUGUGUAGCCUACAAAAGCAGAAGCACUACACAGUUGAGAGAAAACGUACAUCAUUUUGUUGGGUUUUCUCUGUGUGGUCAUUGGACUUUUCACUCUCUUGCUGCAAGUUAGGGUUUGAUUUUAAAGAUACUCUGUUCACAAGAAAUGUGUAUGCAUGAUAGUGAUCGCAAGACCCUAAUAUGCUGAUGUUAAUGUUAAACAUUUAUCCUUUGGGUGGCGUAUUGCAAUUUGUAUGUGUGCCCUCAACAAACUCAAGAAAAUAUACAGUUGGAACAAAUUUAUUUUUGUAUUGAUUCAUGGAGAACUUUUUAGUGUGCUGACACACACUUUUAGAAAUAAUUAAUGCAAGGUGUCUGUUUAAAUUCAUUAUUCAGCAUUACUGAGCACUCCUCUUCUAUGCAGCUGUAUGAGAGAGAGGGGGGGGGGGGGUCUGUUGCAACACAAACUCACAAUCCUGUUCUACCUGUCUCCAGACAAUGCAAACUUCUCAAUAAUAGAACAACAGUAUUACAACAAGGGCUCUUGUUUAGAUGAACAAGGCCGCUGAUUAAGCACCAUGGUUCAGGAUGUGCAUGAGCUCCACAGUGUGCUAUGUUUAUGUGCCUGUCAUGACUGUUUACUUGAGGUCGGCAUCAGGUGAGGAUGACAACCAAUGACACCUGUUUGUGUUAGAUGUGUUUGAAGACGGUCAUGUGACUCCUCGUGUCUUGCGAAACCCUGCUGCGUGUGCGUGUGCUGUGUCGACAGCAGCAGCCUGGAGAUCUUGGAAUCUGUUGUAAACAGUCCGAUAAAAACGUAUUUUUGCACUCGUCAUCAGACGUCACCAGCAUGAUCCCCGGGAGUAAUGCUAACCUUAGCGACACAGCCGCGUGCAAACAACUCUGCGUUAAAUCAAGCACAGCGCGUAUGUACCUGAUGAGAGAAACACUGGAAAAUGUUUCAAAUGUUGUGUCUGUGAAGUGUAGAGGACUUUAAUGAUAGCACGGUUAUACUAUAAAAGUCUUUGAUAUCUUGAUUCACAAAGUGGUUGAAUAUCUCUGCAUCAUUAUACUGUAUGGUAUACGAUUCCCUGAAGGCUCUUAAAUGUGUUGAUGUGGCUGAAAAAACAUGUUAGGUCAAAGCGUAAGUUGAUUUAUUUUUUCCUGUGGGAAAAAGAAAAUACUGGGGUGGUUGUUUUUUGAUUGUGACCCGGACCACAGUGUUCCCAACUGGGCCUCGAAUUUGUGAGGACAAGGAGAGUCGAGAGUGGGUGGAAACAGUAACAAGGGUGCAUAUUUACUCAAGUAGACCACAACCCUCCCUUGGCUUGGCAUGUCAAUAUUGUUACAUUCGAAAUCCCAGUCAGUAUGCACUGUGCUACUGGCUUAAUGUGACCCUGUAUUUCCUGUCCUGGGGAAUUUAAAAGAACGAGUGGAUGGUAUAUUUCUUGAAUUGAGUUCUUAAUCUCAUGCAUCAACGUUUUAAGGUGUCUAUAAUGGAUAAAAGUGCCAGUUUGUGAUUGUCAGACACAGACAAGGAAAUCUGUGCAUGACAAUGUGAAUACUGAAAUUAGACAGAAUGAGAUCUAUGAAGUGCAUGCUUCUGAUGCUAUUCAACGCUUGUUAAACAAUCAAUGCCCUGUCAAAAAAACGAAUGCGUAAACACAUUGUACUGAACCACAAUAUGAAGAUGCUCGAUACUGUAGAUCAUGAUUGACAGCUGAUGACCCACUUUCACCUUUCUCGACUGUACUGUAAGAACAAAUAAAUGUGAUGUUACCUCUAA